Messenger RNA from Saccharomyces mikatae IFO 1815, 945 nucleotides. RefSeq names its product dihydroorotate dehydrogenase (gene URA1). The transcript has a single exon. Lineage: Eukaryota; Fungi; Ascomycota; Saccharomycetes; Saccharomycetales; Saccharomycetaceae. Gene Ontology annotation, molecular function: dihydroorotate dehydrogenase activity. Gene Ontology annotation, cellular component: cytoplasm. Gene Ontology annotation, biological process: UMP biosynthetic process; 'de novo' pyrimidine nucleobase biosynthetic process. Bases 1 to 945 code for a protein of 314 amino acids. The record is from RefSeq and is a predicted model, not a curated record.
AUGACAGCCAGUUUAACUACCAAGUUCUUAAACAACACCUAUGAGAACCCAUUUAUGAAUGCAUCUGGUGUUCAUUGUAUGACCACAGAGGAAUUAGAUGAAUUAGCAGACUCUAAAGCGGGUGCGUUCAUUACAAAGAGUGCCACGACUUUAGAGAGAGAAGGUAACCCUAAACCACGUUAUAUUUCUGUCCCUCUAGGCAGCAUCAACUCUAUGGGUUUACCAAAUGAAGGUAUUGACUACUAUUUGUCCUACGUACUAAAUCGUCAGAAGAAGUAUCCUGACGCACCUGCUAUUUUCUUUUCUGUUGCUGGUAUGAGCAUUGAUGAAAACUUGAACUUGUUAAAAAAAAUUCAAGAUAGUGAGUUUAACGGUAUUACAGAGCUAAACUUGUCCUGUCCAAACGUUCCUGGUAAACCACAAGUUGCUUAUGAUUUUGAAUUGACAAAGGAAACAUUGGAAAAGGUCUUUGUGUUUUUCAAGAAGCCCCUUGGCAUUAAGUUACCUCCUUAUUUUGAUUUUGCCCAUUUUGAUAUUAUAGCGAAAAUAUUGAAUGAGUUCCCCUUGGCUUAUGUCAACUCUAUCAAUAGUAUAGGUAAUGGUCUUUUCAUUGAUGUGGAGAAGGAAAGUGUAGUAGUAAAGCCAAAGAACGGUUUCGGAGGUAUUGGAGGAGAAUAUGUCAAACCAACCGCGCUCGCUAAUGUUCGUGCAUUUUAUACUCGUUUGAGACCUGAUAUUAAAGUUAUCGGUACCGGUGGUAUCAAGUCUGGUAAGGAUGCAUUUGAGCAUCUUCUGUGUGGUGCUUCUAUGCUACAAAUUGGUACAGAAUUGCAAAAAGAAGGCGUCAAGAUUUUUGAACGUAUUGAAAAAGAACUGAAAGACAUAAUGGAAGCUAAGGGUUACACAUCCAUAGACCAAUUCCGUGGGAAGUUGAACAGUCUUUAA